This is a messenger RNA of Histoplasma capsulatum G186AR, 1572 nucleotides long. RefSeq lists its product as uncharacterized. NCBI's taxonomy places the organism in Eukaryota, Fungi, Ascomycota, Eurotiomycetes, Onygenales, Ajellomycetaceae. The coding region runs from base 1 to 1572 and encodes 523 amino acids. The transcript is spliced from 2 exons. The record is from RefSeq and is a predicted model, not a curated record.
AUGGCUAUAACGCGCCGUCUACUCCGCGAGGAAAUCACGUACUCCACUGCUAAGGGACGCGAGGCCAACAUCCUCCAUCAACUAGGGUACCAUGACAAACAAACCUCCUUCUUCAACCAAUUGAAUAACAGCCGCGAUUGGAUUAAGUAUGUUGUAGCUCAUCAUCUAGGACUAGGUGCGGGAUCGGUCGACUUGUGUCGCGUGGCCGAAGUUGAGGACUGGUUUCAUGGAAGCUUCAACAUCUGUGUUCCAGUCACUAUCGAAGACGAAACCUGGAAACGGGAGAAACAAGGAGGCUGGCAUGUUCUACUUCGACUACCUCUUCCCUAUCGUAUUGGGGAAGCCUUUCGAUCUGGAAAUGGCGAUGAGAAGGUCCGUUGCGAAGCUGGAACCUAUGCAUGGCUACAAGAAAACUGUCCAGAGGUGCCGAUCCCACACAUGUAUGGUUUUGCUAUGUCUACCGGCGAAACUUUCACACGGCUCGAGCACCUGCCCUUCCUAUCCCGAUGUUUUCAAUCCAUCCGCCGCCGAUUGCUCUCAUGGUUUAAUCUUCCAGUUCCUUCUUACUACGCCCGUCACCAGGGAGGAGUCCACAAUGCGAUUGGCGCUGGCUAUCUGGUAAUCGAAUACAUCGAAGAGACUCAGGGAAGGAUGCUCUCAAGCUCAUGGUUCGAGAAGAAUCAGCAUGAUGCCAAGCUGCGUACCAACUUCUUCCGUGAUCUGGCUCGCAUUUUGUUAAGCAUCAGUCGAAUACCGUUACCGCAGAUCGGCUCGUUUAUUAUUGAUGAUGGUGGAUUCCUGCGUUUAUCAAAUCGACCAUUCUCAAUCGAGAUGGCAGAACUUGAGAACGACGAAAUUCCAACUCACAUACCUCGCGACUAUACCUACUCCACGACUGACUCCUACGUGGUGGACACACUUGCUUUUCAUGAUAGCCGCCUCCAGAACCAGCCAAAUGCAGUAAAGAGUCUUGGUGAUACUAUUUCUCAAAUGGCCGCUCUGACAGCCAUGCGAGCCACCUUUCCACUGUUUCUUCGGCGAGAUCUCCGCCGUGGCCCUUUCAUUUUCCACUUGACCGAUCUUCAUCAGAGCAAUAUCCUGGUUGACGAACACUGGCAUAUCACAUGCCUAAUUGAUCUGGAGUGGGCUUGCUCUCAUCCAGUUGAGAUGGUUGCGCCUCCCUACUGGCUGUCAGGCAAGCGGGUGGAUGAACUAGACCCAGAGAAUUAUGACGAAACUCGAAUAGAAUUUAUGGAUAUUCUAGCUGCUGAAGAGACACAAAUGCGGGAUUGUGUUGUUGACAAAAAUGCCAUGCCACGACUGUCUGAUGUCAUGAACCGCUCUUGGAAUACGGGCACAUUUUGGUAUACACUGGCACUUUCCAGCCCUACUGGUCUUCACAAUUUCUUUUACGACAGGAUCAAACCCACAUUUUUCAAGCAUUCUGUUGAUGAUUUCAUAUCAAUUAUGCUUUUUUACUGGGCAAAAGACGGGCCAUUGCAAGCAUAUCGCAAAGUCUCAGAUAAGGAAAAUUAUGACAUCCAACUUCAACAAGCAUUCGAGGAACCCUGA